Messenger RNA from Pisolithus orientalis, 1417 nucleotides. RefSeq lists its product as uncharacterized. The transcript has a single exon. NCBI's taxonomy places the organism in Eukaryota, Fungi, Basidiomycota, Agaricomycetes, Boletales, Pisolithaceae. The record is from RefSeq and is a predicted model, not a curated record. Bases 359 to 1408 code for a protein of 349 amino acids.
GCAGCUUCAGCUGCUCCAUCACUUCGGCUACUCGGAUCUCGAUGCGGAUUAUGAAGAUUCUGGUCAGUUUAGUAGCAAGCAUACGCGGGACAGUGACACCAGUACUACCAUUCGCGUUCUCGACACUAUCGCGGUCGCACUGACCACCGGAAGGCCCGGAGAUGUCUUUGCUGCUGCAUUCGACACCUGUGGGAGUAUCACGCUUGUCUUAGCAAAGAACGCUGUUCCCACCGACGAAGACCGUCAGGCUGCUCUUGAGCUGAUCAGGUUGAUCACCACUCCCACGAACAUUGCUCUUGAUGUUUUGCCUUUCCUGUUUACUCGCUGCGGGGAGAACAUCACGAAGCGGAUCGUGAAGAUGCGUGAAGCUGUGGACACAUCCUCUGACAACCUCAACCGAGUCCUAGGGGUCUACCAACCCGCAUCAUCCAUUGAGGAUGAAUUUCCCUCUUCUACGGACUAUCGCGACUUGAAGUAUAAUGGAAACCAAGUCUCGGCUGAGACAAUGAUGCGCGAUCUUUUGACGGUUAUCACCGACAUGAUUAAAGGUUUCAACUUGCAGAAUAUCAGAGAAACGCCAGACCUCUGCAACCGCUACGCACAUCUUGUGAUCGCCGUCCUCGUUCUCAAAAGAUCCCGUCUGCUACGUUGGCUCUGCCAAGAACACGACGUUUUGUAUCACAAACGGAAACUGGAGGCAGAAAAGUUGAAACGCCGCCUUGCUAAGGUUGCCCAGUAUUACAACGACAUCAGCACCCUCAUCGAGCAUGCCCAGCGCCGUUUCUCGCAAGGCAUUAACCAUCGUUGGGUCGGCCGUAUGGAGGGCACUUGCGAGACUAGGCUAGAUCUGGACGAAAACUACAUGGGCGUCAUAUCACGGGCACUCGGCGGUGUCCCCCUCGCGCCGGAAACGGCGACCGCGUUGCAUGAGAAGGUUCAGAACAUGCGGCAGGUGUGGGACAGCAGUCGUUCCGUCACUACCCGGCUCCAUGCGGAAAUUCGCAUCCUGCUUCAUCUCAGCAACCCGGUCCAUGCUUUGGAUCAUACACGUCAGCAGCCUAUCGGAUGUAGUAAACGGAGUUGCUUAUGCUGCACUGUGUGGAUCUGGAAAUACAACAAGACAUUCAGAACAAAAUGGUUGACGAGUGGGUCCCAUGGCAAGCCUUACGCCGCUUGGGCUUUGCCAGGUUUCUCGUACGACCAUGUUCGGGUGAGUGGUGGGAGGAGUGAUAUCGAUGCAGCCGUCCUGCUAGGAGUCGGGAGGCGCCUGUCUCGCACUCUUGCUGAACUGUUUCCAAAUCAGAGAAGGCUCUCUGAUGAACAUCGGUCGAGCGAGUCGGAGGAAGAGGGCAGGGGGUCGGAGCGACAACUUUACCACCCUCGGGCCAUCAAGGGCUGGAAAUGGUAGAAUGGGGGA